This is a messenger RNA of Orbilia oligospora ATCC 24927, 2259 nucleotides long. RefSeq lists its product as uncharacterized. The record is from RefSeq and is a predicted model, not a curated record. Gene Ontology annotation, molecular function: phosphatidylinositol binding. NCBI's taxonomy places the organism in Eukaryota, Fungi, Ascomycota, Orbiliomycetes, Orbiliales, Orbiliaceae. Bases 1 to 2259 code for a protein of 752 amino acids. The transcript has 3 exons.
AUGUCUCCCGUAUCUCUCACACCCGCCCAAUCUCACGCCCUCCUUGACAUCCUCACCCAUCGCGAAACAUACACAGCUGAAAUCGAGCUAUUCAAAACACCUGGCAUAAUCAAUUCAUACGGUCCACCUUUCCAACCCGAUCCACCUGCCACUACUACUACUACUACUAGCAAUAGUAAUAGUAAUAAUCGUAGUAAUAAUAAUAAUAAUAAUCCUAAAAAUGAUGGUACUGACAGUAGUUCCAAAAAAGACGCCGACACCGCCGCCGCCGCCGACAAAAACGAUGAACCCAAAAAGGUCACCUCGAAAUCCCCAAUCCUCCAAAUCCUCUUCUCCACCUUCAUAGUCCCCAUCCCAGGUCUCCGCGACAUCUCCCAAGAUUUCUGGUCAAAACGUAUCCAACCUCUCAUCGAUGACCUCGCCAAAGCAAACCUUUCGGAAUCUUACGAUAAGGGUUCCAUGGGAAUUCGCAAAACCCUGGCUACCGCUGUCUCGGCUUUGAUAGAAUACCCUGCCCGGGGUUUACUAGGCGGUAUGCCCGGCCGAGAGAUAAAACCGGACCCGAAUCGAGUAUAUGACGUAAACCAUCAGCAGGAUUUGGUAGAUGCGUGGAGGGAGUUUAUGAGACAGGUUGUGUAUGGAGAUUUGUUGGAUCAGUUGUUUGAAAAGGCGGCGCAGAGUGAUGAUUUGCAGGCUCAUAGUGACUUGGUCAUUGCUGCGCAUCAACAUAUUGUCGUCAACUUAGCUUCUUUGGCACAUUAUGUGUUAGUCACCUCGCCGAAGGGACAGACAUUAUUGUCAUUGGUGGAAAGGACGAAUAAGUUGAUUCCGUAUCGCAUCGUUCGACAGACUUUGAAGGUUGGGAAUGCUGCCACCAUGAUUAGCGGAAUGACCCGUCUGGUUCUAGCAAAGGUCAGCAUCGGAACACUCACAAACUGGAUCGGCUGGAGCAGCGGCGCAGACGAAGGCAUGAAUCUACUCCAAACUAUCAUAUACACCGUUCUAUCCUGGGAAAUCAAAGAACUCGAAUCCAGAGUCUCAAAGCUCGAAAAAUCUAAAGACUGUCCUUCAAAACAGCACCUGGCAGCCAUCCUCGCCUAUACAAAACUCACACGUAUUGAUCAAGAAGACUAUCGUGUGAUCAGUAAAGCUUCAUCUACCUCCAUAGUUCACUCGAUCAUCUCACUCGCACCUUCAUCUCCUUCCACGGAGUUCACAGUCGAAGGACACAAACUUCUCCUCGAAUACCUUUCAAUACAAUUAUCCAUCCGUGAUAGAGAACAUCUGAUCCUCGUCCUGUGUAAAUCAAAUCCAGACGUACUAACCGCGGCCAUCCGGGAUAUCAUGCAAAUCUACGACCCCAUCUUACGAGAUAUCCACAAUGCCGUCGAUCUCAGCGGUACCAUAUCAGAUUUCGAAAGGUUUGUAAAUGAUAUGAUAAAAAUUGCCAAAAUCCCAUCAACCGAAAGUGGUAGCGGUACCAGUACCCCGACAAAUAAUGAAAACGGACCGAAGAAACCUCCCGGCGUCGAAGAUUUCGUCAGGUUAUUCGAAAGACAUCAGGGGAGUUGUCAUGUUUUCCUUCACCAGUUUUGUAAAAAGGGGGAUAAGGCGAAGGAGUUAUGGUUGGAAUAUGCAAAAUAUGCGGCGAAGCAGUUUAGACGUCCGGAGGGUGUUACGGGUGAAGGCGCCGGAGGGUUCACGGCUACGUUGAAUAAACUAGUCGAUGAGUUAAAUGAAGAAGAUAGAAAAGUUGUCUUGCGGCAGAUGGACGAGUAUGAGGAAUACCUCCAGAAACUCAACCAGAAGACAAAACGGAGGAUGGAAUCCAUCAUUUCUAUCAACGAGGGAGAAUUGAAGAAGCCGUUGAAAAAGGGUCCUGGGAACUUUUUGUUCAAGUGGCAGGAAUUGUUGGAUUCCACGGAGAUUACGCCCGCCGAAGCUACCGGUGGGAAAGUCAGAAGUGGGAAGGAUACAAGUGUUAGAGCUGCUAGCGGGGUAGGUUUGGAUGGUGAGAAAAGAGGUGGGAAGUUGGUUUCCGGGAUUGGUGAGAUUGUGAAUGGAGAUGGUGUGAAGGAGGUAGUUGAGAUGCCGGAUGUGAGGAGGACUGUGGAAUUGCUGUUGCCGCGGUUUAAAGAGGUACUCGCGAGUAGUGAGUACCUUGAGAAGAAAGAUGAAAAGGGUAAUGAUGAUGAUGAUGAUGAUGAUGAUGACGAUGACGACGAUAGCGAUUCAUUCUUUGAAGCUAACGAAGAAUGA